CCUAAGAGAGCCUUCCUGAGCAGGCUAUUUUUGGCCCUCGUGACAGUGAUUGAUAGCCUGUGGGAAGGUAUAAAAGCAGCUGCCUGCUGCGGUCCCUCAGAGAGCUCAGCGGAGAGCCUGCCGCGGUGAGCUGUGGGACCCGGUAGGACUCAGUGUAUCGUCCUCCUCCCGGCCACCCCACGCUGGACCCCCUGCCGGACCCUCCUCCCUUCGGCCCCCAAGCUCCCCAGGGGCUUCCUGUGGACUGCACUGUCCCUGCUCAUCCUUUCUCCUGCCACCCUCAAACCUCCUCGGCUCCAGGUUGCUGCCUCCUCUCACCAGAGUGAUGAGGUCCCGGCUUCUGCUCUCCGUGGCCCAUCUACCCACAAUUCGGGAGACCACAGAGGAGAUGCUGCUUGGGGGGCCUGGGCAGGAGCCUCCGCCCUCCCCUGGCCUGGAUGACUACGUGAGGUCCAUAUCUCGACUGGCACAGCCCACCUCUGUGCUGGACAAGGCCACAGCCCAAGGCCACUCCAGGCCACCCCACAGGCCAGCCCAGGCCUGCCGGAAGGGCCACCCCACUGUGUCCCUGCGGGACAUCACUGCACGUUUCAGUGGCCAGCAGCCCGCACUGCCCACGGCCGAUGCUGUGGACCCCCUGGACUGGCUUUUUGGGGAGUUCCAGGAAAAGCAGCCAAGCCGGAGGGACCUGCCACGGACUGGCCCCUCUGCUGGCCUCUGCGGUCCGCACAGACAUGUGGACAGUGGCAAGGCCAAAGGGGCCCCCAGACGAAGGCUCUGUGAAGCCAGGAUGCCUGGGCACUCCCUGGCAAGACCGCCACAGGAUGGGCAGCAGAGCUCUGACCUGAGAAGCCGGACUUCUGGGCAGCCUGGCCAGGACACAGCCUCCCCCCGCAGUCCCCGCCCGGGCAGUGUCCUCAGAACUCUCUACCUGCACCUCCCAGUUAUCCAUGAACUCUGACCCCUCCCCAAUAAACACUUCUGUAAAGAGCA
Messenger RNA from Saimiri boliviensis boliviensis (Bolivian squirrel monkey), 993 nucleotides. It is a transcript of the gene DEPP1, whose product is annotated as DEPP autophagy regulator 1. The record is from RefSeq and is a predicted model, not a curated record. NCBI's taxonomy places the organism in Eukaryota, Metazoa, Chordata, Mammalia, Primates, Cebidae. Gene Ontology annotation, cellular component: mitochondrion. Gene Ontology annotation, biological process: regulation of autophagy.